This is a messenger RNA of Anoplopoma fimbria (sablefish), 821 nucleotides long. Its product is annotated as protein phosphatase 1 regulatory subunit 1A-like. The transcript is spliced from 7 exons. Gene Ontology annotation, cellular component: cytoplasm. NCBI's taxonomy places the organism in Eukaryota, Metazoa, Chordata, Actinopteri, Perciformes, Anoplopomatidae. Bases 1 to 600 code for a protein of 199 amino acids. Gene Ontology annotation, molecular function: protein phosphatase inhibitor activity. Gene Ontology annotation, biological process: intracellular signal transduction. The record is from RefSeq and is a predicted model, not a curated record.
AUGGACACCGGGAGCCCCAGGAAGAUACAGUUCACCGUCCCACUACUGGACACCCACCUGGACCCAGAGGCAGCAGAACAGAUCAGAAGACGCAGACCCACACCUGCCACUUUGGUGGCAUCCAGUGAUCAAUCAUCACCUGAAAUAGAUGAAGAUCGCCUCCCAAACCAGUUGUACAAGGCAGCCUUGUUGAACUCCCCUCGACAACGACGAAAAGGGCCAAAGGGAACACCGACAAUGAAAGAGCUGCAGUUCAUGGUGGAGCAUCACCUGUACAGGCAGCAGCAGGGAGCCGGAGACGAGUGCUCCUCAGAGAGUUGCCUGUCGGACCGACCCAGCCCCGACUCUUUUCCCGCCGGGGAGGAGCUCCCACACGAUGAUGAGGCCACUGCAGAGGCCUUUGAGAAACUGCGCUGCCAAAUGGAGGAGUUCUCCAGAGAGAGUCUAUUAGAAGCUGCUGGAGGACUGGAGAAGGAGGAUUGUUCCAGCGUUGCCAACGUAGCAGAUCCCUCAUCGCAACAAAACAACGCACAACCAGACAGUGCGAGUCAGCCAACAGAGGAGAAGACAAAGAAAUGCAGCCUGGAGAAAGAGAAAUAGAGCGGUCUUCUGAAACACACAGUCUGCUCAGCCAGCCCAACACAAUGACAGAAGAUUGUGUCUGCAAAACCACUUUUUAGAUACAUCAGGGCAUCUACAGUAUGUUCUUUUACAGUCAGGCCUUAGUUACCACCCCGAGAACAAGAACAAAGGUUUCUACACUUAUUUUGUGUCAAAAAAUCCUGUGAGAAUUAUUUAAUCAUUAUGAAAUGCCAAGCUAA